GCGGCCAGAGGAGACGAAGGUUCCGCCAUAGAGAGACGGGGAGAGAGCGGAAGUAGAUCCGGAUUCUCUUGCUGGCGGGCAGGAAUCAUGAUUUCUGAAAGUGGCUCCUUCGUAAAGGGCAUGGUGAUUGGAGGAAUCUGCUGCAUCUUGGUUACCCUUCUGGGACAUAUUAAGGUGGGUCACAAUACAAAAUCUCAUGAGCAUCGACACCUCCAAGCCCCCAGAAAGGAGGACAUUCUCAGCCUCUCUGAAGACAAGCGCCUGGAGCUGACACAGAGCAUCCGUGUCUACUGCAUAAUCCUUGUCAGACCAAAGGAUCUGGGACACUGGGCAGCUGUGAAAGAAACCUGGAGCAAGCAUUGCGACAAGGCCGAAUUCUACAGCUCUGAGAACGUCAAAGUCUUCGACUCGAUUGUGCUCAACACCGAUGACAUGUGGACAAUGAUGCGCAAAGCAUACAAACAUGCAUAUGAAAAUUACAGAGACAGCUACAACUGGUACUUCCUCACCUACCCCAGCACCUUUGCUAUUAUUGAAAACCUAAAAUACUUCUUGCUGAAGCAAGACCCCUCCCAGCCAUUCUACACAGGCCAGACUGAGACCUCAGGAGAUCUGCAGUAUGUGAAUGGCGGGGGAGGAAUCGUCUUGAGUGUGGAAUCAUUGCGGCGACUCUACAGAGUUUUUGAGGAUCCAGAUAAGUGUCCUGAACAUGGGGGUAUGAUUUGGAAGCUUUCGGAAGAUAAACAGUUAGCAAUCUGCUUAAAAUACACGGGGGUGCAUGCUGAAAAUGCAGAAGAUUCUGAAAAAAAGGACGUCUUCAACACCAAGUCAGUGGGCACUCUCAUUAAGGAAGCGAUGGCUAACCACCCGCGGGAGGUGGUGGAAGGUUGCUGUUCAGAUAUGGCCGUCACGUUCAGUGGUCUGCUGCCUAACCACAUGCAUGUCAUGAUGUACGGUGUUUACAGGCUCAGAGCAUAUGGCCACACUUUUAAUGAUGCCUUAGCUUUCCUACCUCCUCCAGGCUCAGAUAAUGACUGAAGACGGUGGCACAAAAGUUGCCUACAACACACACUGUCUUAACAUGUAGUGUCCCUCAGCAAGCAGCAUGUAUGCAGGGUGGCUCAAAAUUUGCAUUUAUUAGUAUUGGUGUUAGCUCCUUUUUUUGCACAAUCUGUUUUGUAAUCUUUGGAAAGGGGGAGGGGGUCAUCUUUUUAAAACCAACAAGCCCUUUUAUACAAAUGUGAAUGUCAUCUGGGAAAAAAAAAACAGUUCGAAGAUUUCUUUGUUGACAAUUGCGUAGCAGUUAUGUAAAUAUUUAAAAUCAAAAUUAAUGUACUGUAAAUUAAAUCUAUUUUUGCAGUUGG
Molecule: messenger RNA, 1364 nt
Organism: Candoia aspera
Lineage: Eukaryota; Metazoa; Chordata; Lepidosauria; Squamata; Candoiidae
Gene: C1GALT1C1
Product: C1GALT1 specific chaperone 1
Exons: 2
Coding region: 88-1038 (316 amino acids)
Molecular function (GO): N-acetylgalactosaminide beta-1,3-galactosyltransferase activity
Source: RefSeq, a predicted model, not a curated record